AUGUUCUGCAUAGAAUGUGGGAAUCAGCUUCCGGAAGUUCGCGACAGUCAUACAAUUUGUUGCAAAUGCAGAACUCCGCUAUCCACAUGGUGGGAUGAAACUUCUGCUACUUUUAGGACUAACCGCGAAACAAUAUUACCAGAUGACCAGGCCCAUUUUAGAUUCCAGCUUGAUCCUAAAGAGAAAGAGAUAAUGGCGAUGCGUAGGAAUAACCAGACAGAAGAAGAGCGAACGUUCAAUGCAGCCCUCAUUUGUCUUGAACAUCACUUUGAGCGGCCACAAAAUUCAAUGGCGGGAACCAUGGAGCGAGUUCGAAAGAUCAUAUCCACAACGUUGGAUCUGAGUCUAAAAAAAGCCGAGGUCCGUGAAAAACUUGCAAAAAACGUUGACAUCUGGAUGCAUCUACGAAAUAUACUCACUUGUGCAUAUUCUGUCCUCGAAAGACGCUCCUUACGAACUGCAAAAGGUCCAGAUGGUUCUAUAAACCAUCACGAUACAUCAGAGUCAACCGAUCUAAUUUUAUGCAACUAUGACUUUUUAUUGAAAGAUUUACAUUUUCUAAAUAGUUUGUUGAUUAUUAGUAGAAACAUGCUUGCAAUUAAAGAAACUGCACAAGAAAUAUGUGCGGCAGUUCAGGUGGACAGAGCUGUUCAUCGAAUCAUAAGCUUGUGCAUUGAUAUUACCAGUAAAGGAUAUGAUGGUGAAACUGUGGAUGAGGCUAAGAGAGCGCGAUUGAACGAAAUCACAGAACUCUAUAAGAAACUUUUAGUCACAUGUCUACAACAUACGCACAACUGGACCAUGGGAAAUGAUAGGUUUAAAAUGUCAUUUUGGUUCGAUAUGCUUUUCGACGAUGAUCUGAAGAAUGAUAAUAUACACGAAUCUUCACCAGAUUCUUUGAAUGUUGAGAUUGCAUGCCAAGAGGUUAAUAAUUGGUUAAGAAGAAAUAAUAAGAGGGAUAAAAUGGCCUCCGAACUACUCGAAAAAUAUGCUCAAGAUGAGUUAUCACCAUAUAGCCCUGGUGUUCUACCUAGGACAAAAGAACUUCCCAAAGAUGAUGCUGAGAUUCUACCGACGCCAAUCUGGAAACCCGAACUAAAGGACAAAUUUGAGCAGGAUAGACUCUAUGCCCGAGUAUCUCACGAAAUUGACAUGUGGUGGAAAAAGGUACGUGACCGAAAUUUUGAAGGCUGGAUUGUUACAAUGGAAACUGUUGAGGCUGCACAAGAGCGAACAGCGGCAUACAAGGAAGAUACCGUGAACCGAUAUAUGCUUCAAGGUGCGGGUAUUGACCAAUAUGAUCCACAUGGUCAAUAUGAGCAUCAGCAAGAUCAAGAUGGCAUAGAUUCGAACGAAAUGGAGAUUAGAUCAGUCCCAGACGAACCUUGUGAAGAGGAUGACGACGAUGAUGAUUCUUAUGUUGAGGGAAGUCUACGAGGAUUAUUGACUGAGAUACCUAAUAUUUUAGACACAAAACAAAUUGAGGCCUUACAUAUGACGGUGAAGGCUUGUAUUGUGGAUUCCAUGGGAUCUGGACUGACACCAGCUGGUGAGAAUCUUCAAAAAACGAGAUGCAAAAUGUUUUUGGCACUUGACUGCGGCAAAAAUCUGCUUCGGGAACUUCUAGUAUUUAUUGCUGUUUGGGAACAGACCGAUCAACAUUUUAUAUUUCAAAUAACCGCCCAAAUUAUCGAAUCUUUCCAUCACAAUGCUUUACUUCCUUAUGCCUGGGAUUCCCUCAGAAUACUUAAAGACAUAGUUUCUCCAGCGCAAACUGUUCUUCUUCGCCUCAUAAAUUACAUGUUUCGAGCUCGGAAAGACAGUCCUAUAUAUGAUGAUGUCAAAGACUAUAAUCGCGACGCUAAACUUAUACAUUUUCUGUACAAUUAUUUUCGUUGUAGGGUUGUUCCUGAUUGUUUAGCACUAAUUCAUGCGCAAGCUCAAAUUCGACAAAACAAAAAACAUCCAAGUGACUUUCCCGUCGAUUCAUGGGAUAUGGAACGGGCUAAAGAUGGACUCGCACAAUAUUUAGACUUUAUUUCGGUGAUCGCUGAGAUACCAGAGAUGAGGCAUCUACUUAUUGAGUGGGAAGCGGUUUAUGAGCUAGUAGCGUUGCUCAAAGAUCUAGAAGCUGGUGUGGCAAGGAAAUCUAUUGAUGACCGACCCAAUCCUCCACAGAAUCGACAACCAACUCAAGAAGAAUCUUCGCCAGUUGUGUUUUCUUUCGACAGCAAUGUUCCGGGCUCGAUAUCUGCAUCCAGCCUUCCCCCAUUGCAACACAUUCCAUACAAAUUUGCAUGGUCUGGCAUCAAGAACCAGAUUUUAAUAAUCCUUACUUCUCUCAUUUCUCCCACUGGACCGAAGCGGAGUGGACCAGGGAACCCAACUGUUCAAAAACAGCUACUCGCUCACGAUGGAAUUAUGCCUUUAUUAAACUGUUGUGUAUAUGAUGGAAAUAACGAAUACCUGAAAGAGCGCGCCACAUUAGCAAUUAAGUUUCUAAUGGAAGGCUGUAAAGAAGCACAAGACUUUGUUAAGGAGCUUGUACCUGUCAAACAGGCGCAAGUACAGGCGCAAGCUGCUGCUAGAGCUCAGACAGAGGCUAAUUCACAUUCACGAGACGGCGGAAAGGGCAACAACUCGAAAGUAAUAUCAAGCGGCUCAUCAAGUAGCAAAAUGAAUCUUUCCGGAUUAACACACACUGCAGCUUCGACUCAACCAAGCCUUACAGGCGCACAAGACGUGGAAGCUAAAAUAAAAGAAUUAGAAAAAAAUAUUAAGAUGGCACAACUAGGAAGCGCAAGUAUCUCUGGAUGUCUGAAGUCUAAAAAUUUAGACGCUAAUUCUACCACAAAAGCAGCUCAAUCAGCAUCAUUGCAUAACAAAUCAAAUGGAGUUCCAUCUAAAAAAUCUAAGAAAAAUUCUGGCUAG
Molecule: messenger RNA, 2931 nt
Organism: Blumeria graminis f. sp. triticale
Lineage: Eukaryota; Fungi; Ascomycota; Leotiomycetes; Helotiales; Erysiphaceae
Source: the annotation of a GenBank genome assembly